Lolium perenne is the source of this 3417-nucleotide messenger RNA. RefSeq names its product putative pentatricopeptide repeat-containing protein At3g05240. Gene Ontology annotation, biological process: RNA modification. The record is from RefSeq and is a predicted model, not a curated record. NCBI's taxonomy places the organism in Eukaryota, Viridiplantae, Streptophyta, Magnoliopsida, Poales, Poaceae. Gene Ontology annotation, molecular function: RNA binding; protein binding.
CUGAUAUCGGGCUGGUCCGUCAAGGCGCUCACUUCUCCACCAAACAGACCCUUCGCUGUUACUCGCGCCAAGAACGAGCCAUAUGCGCGCCGCGGCGCGGCACGCCGGCGUCCUCCGAACGGCGGCGUCCCAACCUCCCCUGCCACAUAUCUGUGACGCGCCGGCCGUGCGCUGUUUCUGUUCGUACGGCGAUGACCACGACGUCGCCUCCGGGAACAGGCCGAUGGGUGCAAACCUUAGGGCCGGCAGGCCGGACACCGCGCUGGAAGUGUUCGACGGAAUGCCCCGGCGGGACGUCGUGUCCUGGAACACCUCCAUGGCCGCGCACGCGCGGGCCGGAGCGUACGGAAGGGUGGCAGCGGCGUUCCUGGACCUCACGCGGCAGGGGAUCCGCCCGGACCACGCGUCAUUCUCGAUCGUGCUGUCGGCCUGCGCGCGGCUCGAGGCUCUAGAGCUGGGGCGGUGCGUCCACGGUCUCGCACUCAAAGCCAGCUCCACGGGCAGCGUGUUCGUGGGCGCCUCGCUCAUCACGAUGUAUGCCAACUGCGGGGUUUUCGGUUACCUCGAGCGGGUCUUUGACGGUGUCGGCUGCCCGAAUGUGGCCCUGUGGAAUGCUCUGGUAUCAGGGCUCGUGAUGAACCAUCGGGUGGCUGAUGCGCGCAGGGUAUUCGACCGGAUGCCCGCCCGCAAUGUUGUGUCCUGGACGGCCAUGGUGAAAGGGUAUGUUAGGGUGCAUGAGAUGGAGCUGGCACUGGAGCUGUUUAACUCGAUGCCCGUGAAGAAUCAUGUGUCCUGGUGUGUCAUGAUAGGAGGACUUGUCCACCACCAUCAAUUCAGAGAGGCGGUUGAACUGUUCAAUAGAUUGAUAAGAAACGGAGCGGAAGUGACAAGUGCAGUUCUUGUUAUGGUUGUGAACGCCUAUGCUGGCCUGAAAAGUAGUGAAGGAGGCAGAUGCAUUCAUGGGUUUUCUGUCAAGUCUGGUUUCGUUCUCGACCUAAUUAUCGAGGCAUCAUUGGUUGCAAUGUACUGUAACACCUUAGAUAUUGAAGAAGCGCGGUUGGAAUUUGAUAAAAUGGAUAGGAAGCAUGUUACUUCAUGGAAUUCCAUCAUAUCUGGCUAUAUUUAUGCGGACAAGAUUGAUGAGGCUAGAAAACUUUUUGACUCCAUGGUUGACAGAGAUAAGGUCUCAUGCAACUCGAUGAUUAAUGGAUAUAUCAGAGAUGGAAGAAUCGAUGAUGCUACUGACAUAUACUCAAAGAUGCCUGAGAAGAAUGUUGAAGCAGCUACUGCUUUGAUGUCAUGGUUCAUAGACAACGGAAAGCUUGAUAAGGCACAGGGUAUGUUCUAUAGUAUGCCCAAGAAAGAUGUGAUGUGUUGCACAACUCUGCUCUUUGGUUACAUGAAAGAAGGAUAUCUGGAUGAUGCACUGGACCUUUUCCAUAGGAUGCACAAAAGGACCGUUGUCACUUAUAAUGUGAUGAUAGCUGGCUUUCUUCAUCAAGGCAAGGUUACCGAAGCUUACAAGCUCUUCAAUGAGUCGCCUGCUCAUGAUUCAGUGACUUGGAGCUGUUUGAUUACUGGGCUUGCUCAGAAUGGUUUAGCUAGUGAUGCUCUUAAAUUGUACAAGAGAAUGUUAUUAUCAAAUAUAGGCCCAAGCGAGUCAGUUGUCUCUAGCCUCAUGAGCUGCUUUUCCCAUCAUUCUAUGAUGGUUCAUGGUCAACAGCUUCAUGCCACAACUAUCAAACUUGGUCUCGAGUUAUGUCUGCUAAUUCAGAAUUCACUUAUUAGCCUAUACUGCAAAUGUGGUGAAUUGAUCACAGCACAAAAUAUUUUCGAUCAGAUGGUUAAGAGAGAUGUGGUUACAUGGAAUACGAUAAUUCAUGGAUAUGCAUUCAAUAGUCUUGGUCAGAAUGCAAUUGAAGUGUUUGAGAAUAUGAAGAGCGCACAAGUUGAUCCUGAUGAAAUCACAUUUCUUGGUGUACUGUCUGCAUGUAGUCACAUGAGCCUUUUGGACGAAGCAAAGCAUUUCUUCAGUGCGAUGACGCGUGAUUAUGGAAUUAUGCCUAACAAAAUGCACUAUGCUUGCAUGGCUGAUCUCUUUUGUAGGAGAGGCAUGCUUGAGGAGGCUGAACGAUUAGUGAAGUCAAUGCCAUUUGAACCUGAUUCAGUAAUAUGGACUUCACUCCUGAGCAAUUGCAAACUGAGUGGCAGUGAUAAGUUAGCAGAGCAUGCGGCAAGUCAAUUGAUUGCCACAAAUCCUUCUACCAAAAUGCCUUAUCUGCACCUCAUCAGUGUACAUGGAGCAACAAAUAGAUGGGGUGUGAUUGAAAGUUUGAGAAAUCAAAUUCAAAGAACUGCCACUGAGAAAGAAGUUGGUUGUAGCUGGAGUUAGCAUCCUAUCGUGAUUUACUGAUGGUGUUCUGUACCAACGGUAGUUCGGUCUGGCACCAAAAAUACUACGCUGUAUACCAUGAGACACUGCUGAUAUUUACAGCAAUAUCCACGGUGUGGCCCAUGAUAAUUUUUGCAGACAUUUUCCACCAAGCAGAAUGAUUGGGAGGUCAGGGCAAACUCUCGGCCAAAGGGCUAGGUUAGGCAUUUUGGUGCGAGGUUGAACAAGCGUGAAACACAUCUGUCAGCUAUGAUUCGGUCUCAUAUUUCCAGCCUGAGAUCACAAAAAUUCCACUGCAGGAGUACGAUGACCAACUUUGCAAAAGCAGGAACCUCUGUGACAGGUUAAGAGUUUGGUCAGCAGAGGAAGAAAGGAUGAACCACUCCUCCAAGAACAGGCAAAAACAGGUGCGUGUCAAUCGCCUUCUUUUAAGGCAUUAAGCCCUCCAUUUUGGAGCAGUGGUGACUGACAAAUGCAAUGUCAGUCUGCAAGUGCCCAGCUAAUCUAUGUAUCUCGUAGCAGAGAGCAUGCGGCAAGUCAAUUGAUUGCCACAAAUCAUUCUACCAAAAUGACUUAUCUGCACUUCAUCAGUAUACAUGGAGCAACAAAUAGAUGGGGUGUGAUUGAAAGUUUGAGAAAUCAAAUUAGAAGAACUGCCACUGAGAAAAAAGUUGGUUACAUCGAUGCUCUCUAAUCAAUCAACGAGACACAUCACACAUGGGUUGUCUUGGUUUAUUUUCUUACGUCGCCUCCAAGGAUUCUUAGGUUGCACACGCAGAGAAUCACGCAGCUUAGGAAAGUCUCCAUCCUGGACGCAAUGGGAGAAUUUUUACGUCGCCUGGCGCGCUGACUGGGAGCGCGUGUUGUGCGGACGGCGCUGACUGGCACGCCUGUUGCACAGCGGGGGGGAGGGUGGAGAAUAAUAUUUUUGCUCCCUAGGUGUCAAAUAGUAUAUAUAAGAUAUAUAAUAUUUUGGAUAAAUGAAACACGUACCCACAAACAUUGUUAUAUAAAUUGGUGUACAU